AUGGUUGAAAUAUCUUACAAUUUGUCAGGUGGAUCCGCUUCAAUUUGGAUUGGUGUUUAUUGUAGCAUUUUGCUUGUCGAACUUCACCUUGGUGUGCUCAGUUUACUUCUCUUUCUAUACGAAACGCUGUUCAUCGCGGGCGUUCUCAUUUUGAUUUAUUGGCGUUUUCAUUACUCUCAACCUCAUCCGAAAAAGGAAACAAAUGCAAAGCACAAAAUCAUCAACAAUCUUUCGGCAGUUGAUAUUCUUUAUCGUGAGGAAAAGAGAGAAGUUAUUAUCGAAAUCGACGAAGAGCGAGUUCUAGGUGAUAGUGAGAUCGCAAACGUUGAAUCGGAAGAGGAACUAGAAGACGAGCUAGAAGAUCCAUUUUUGGCGAUUUUGAAUCAAUUGAAUGAGGAAGACGCGGGAAAUGAAUCCGAGCCGCCGAAGGAGAUUCGAUGCACACAAGUUGGUUCGGUGACGAAUUGGACGUGGUCUCCAUCAGGUCGAUAUGGCGUUUGGUUGGGUGGAAUGGCGCUCGAAAAGGAUGAGAGACUUGUGAUCUUCGAUGUUUUCACCAAAGAGAUUCACGAGUACGAUUGGGGAGGAGUUGAUUUCCGAGAUUAUAUUUUUUCGUUUUACUGGUUGAACGACAGCACUCUCAUUGUUAUGGAUUAUGAUGCAUUGAAUCGAAAGAUGCGAAGAGGUACCCAGUAUCAAAAUCAGUGUAAAGGAUUUGAGCCGCAAAGAAGCGCACAACUUGAUGAACAUUCACAGUUUCAUCAAAGAGCGAUUGAGAUUGAUCAUGAGAAAAAGGAGAUGAAAGAUCUAAUGUCAAAAUCGUAUGAUGUGCCGAGGAUUUUGUACGAUCAAUCAAAUUGGAUUCCCCGCGAUCAUCCCUACAUCUCUCGGUACUCGAUUUCCCACGUCGCCAACAAUCAUCCUAUCACUAUUUUUGGACAAGAGUACAUCUGUUUUCCAUUCCUUGUCAAGCAUCGUCCAAUCGAUUUGCAAAUAAUCAAAAUCCAUCUUCAAUUCAUUCGCCACGAUUUUUUUGUUCUCAAUGAAUUUGAUGGAAACAUUUCGACAAUGCUGGAAUCUUUUAUCGUCGGGAACAAGCUUUACUUCUUUUCGUUUGACAAUCAUUUAGGAGACAAUGAUGACUAUGUUCCUGAACGUUUCUUUUGGGUAAACAUCGAGGAAGUAAUUUUGAAUAAAGUGACCGAUAUUCGGGCUCCAAUUCCUGGGAUUUGCGAAUUUCAGCCUAUUCGCUAUACAAAUCGUCUCCCGGAAUGGCAAAUGCUGCAUUUGCCGCGUUUUUGUCAAAAAGGAUUCGAGAUUUGCCUUUACAAACCGGAUGAAGAGGGCAAUCUUGUCGUGAUCAAUACGAAAACUGGAGCCGCAAAGAUGGUUCAGCUCAAUCUCGAGACAAUAUUGCCAGAUGAUUUUUCGAUUUUCGUUUCUUAUUCCCCAUUUGGAGACUUUUGGCUUUUUAUUGUUGAAAGUUUUAUGAAAGAUCCGUCACGAUCGAGAGAGAGACAAUACAGUAUUAAAGCCUAUGGACGAGUCAAAAGACUUGAGUUUCCCAAAUUGCUUCCACUUGAGACAAUGGCCAAGAGAGCACUCUUCACGAUGGAGAUUCCGAUCGAACUUUUGAGGGAAAUCUGGAUAAAUCGAAGCGCUGGAUAUAGGAUUUCUUUC
Mesorhabditis belari is the source of this 1680-nucleotide messenger RNA. Lineage: Eukaryota; Metazoa; Nematoda; Chromadorea; Rhabditida; Rhabditidae. The record is from the annotation of a GenBank genome assembly.